AUGAUGAAAGAAGAACAUUUUUUCGGUAGUAGAGCAUCGUGUAAAGAGAGAGCCACUGUAAAAUGUAAAGUCGAAGAUGAAACAUCAGCAGUACACAAAUUAUCUGCGAUUAAUUUUCUCAAGACAUUCCAUUGUCUUUGUGCUCACUCAACACUGCUACUUGUCAGAAAUCACAAAAAAAAACGAAAAUUAAAAUACAAUUCAACUUUAACAGGUGUAAAUUACUGGCUUUAUCAAUUCCAAAUGACCAUUAACAUCGUCAUGAAUUACACUCUAAAAUCUCAUAAAUAUAUCGCCAACAAAAAUAGUAGCAUUUAG
Messenger RNA from Clunio marinus, 318 nucleotides. The record is from the annotation of a GenBank genome assembly. NCBI's taxonomy places the organism in Eukaryota, Metazoa, Arthropoda, Insecta, Diptera, Chironomidae.